Molecule: messenger RNA, 406 nt
Organism: Acanthoscelides obtectus
Lineage: Eukaryota; Metazoa; Arthropoda; Insecta; Coleoptera; Chrysomelidae
Source: the annotation of a GenBank genome assembly
CGCUGACAGAUUCCCUAAUAGACACCUGCCUAAUUCAAAGACCUUCCAACGAAUCGAUCAGCGGUUACGAGAAACUGAGACACCGUUGAAGAAAUUAUGAGGGCAGUUAUAUAUUCGGCAUUGAUGUUUUUUGAGUUUUUUAUCUGCUAUUGUUUCCCUGCCCAGGAAUUGAUGACACAGAGCAAAGAACUUCCCGACAUCUUGUACUGCACAAACUGGUACAGAUAUCAGAAACAUUCCAAAGAUGUGUUGACGUUUCUUGGCAAAUGUCAAGUACCAAUAACGUUGAAUGUAGGAGGAAUGGUUGAAUUGGACCUAAGAACAGCAGUCGCGGCAUUGAAGACAAUGGUAUCUUACAGCAUGUUUUUGAGAACUAUGACUCUACUCUCAGAAGGCUAAAGUUGAG